CUUCAAUGCUUGCUUCCCAUUAAUCUCAACUUUACAGCUUCGAUCGCUUAGUCUAUCUGCUCUAUACUGCUACGAUCAUCUUCAGAGGCAAUACGAUCUUCCAAUCGAGGCAGCCGUCAUCUGUCUUGCCGAGGGUCGCUUGUCGCUAUUCACAAAUCCAUUCAGAACGCAACACCUUGAUCAUGUCCUCCAGCACUCACAACUCCGACGAGAAUCUACCGUCCGCCGGCGAUCAUGAAACCGAUUCAUCAGGCAUGGCAUCAUCAUCACAAACGGCUCAGGCUGAGGCACCGCCAAGCGCGGAUGAGCCGCAAGCAGCUGCACCGGACCCGACUCUGGACUUUACAUUCGACACUGGCAAUAUCCGUCUCUUGAUCAAGCGCAAUGGACAGGUAGUGGAAGGAAAAGCUUCCUCCGACGCUUUAUACCUUGCAAGUCCUGUCUGGAAAAAAUUCUUGUUCCCUCCUUGGCAAACGGACGAAGAGCUCCGUCACAGCGUGAAACAGAUCGACUGCACCGGGAAUGAUAGUGAAGCUUUAUUGAUUCUUCUCAAUAUAGCUCACUUGAAAUUCCAUAAAGUACCGGAACACCUCGGUUAUGAGACACUUCUCAACAUUGCAACCCUGUGCGACCAGUAUGAUUGCAUCCAUCUUUUGCGACCGUGGCUCGUGCAUAAUCUGUGGCUGCAAGGCGAAGAAGAUGCCUCCAACCUAUCGUUCAAGAAAGGACAAUAUGGGUGGCUGUUCAUUGCAUGGGUAUUUGGCAGGGAAAAGAUUUUUGAAGACCUUGCUGUUCAAAUGGUGACCACAAUACGCAUCAACGCCAAUCAGGCAUGGAGAACAUUUACACCUCUGCCUCCGAACAUCAUAGAGAGCAUCUUGUCCUGUCGCAUAAAAGUCAUUGCCUCGCUAUUGCAGAUCCCAUACCAGGUGCUAGACCGAUACGAAGUCAUAUAUCGAGGAAACUCAUUAUCGCGCCGACGGAAGAACACAAUCUGUGCUGAGAAGAAAUCGACGAAUUGCUGUGACGCAAUUGUCUACGGAUCUGUCGUACUGGGCCUCCAAUCCGUUGGACUUUUUCCACGAAAACUCCCACAAGAUCUUAGUAGAAGUAUUGUACAACUCUCACACGAAUUGAGGAUGGUCGAUAUUCAUCAUCUUGAAAGGGGUUCCCACUACGACUGUGGCACUGACGACUUUAUGGAAUCUGUUGACGACGCCCUGACCAGAAUCUGGAAUCCCGUCUUGGAUUCUCACCGGGUGCAUAUGCGAGGUCAAAAUGAACGGCUUCACCGAUGAGUGUCAUCGACCCCCGCAUUACACUAUUCUCUACUCGGGCCAGCGCCAGGCUUUAUAAAGUGAUGUGGUGUGUUCGAAAAAUCAUAUUUAGCAAUGCUUGCAGAUUCUAUCGAGACUUCGAGGCAUCUGACGGACGACUUGGUACGCAGCUUUGCUUCUUUAGGCUUCGUAUCUGGUCGAUAUACAUCCAUAAAGACCUGAAAAGUAGUUGGUAAUGAUUGAAUUGAAAUGAUUGGGCAGGGGGUAGAACCUGGGUUAAGAUGUUAUCUUGGGCCCGUAUUGAACUUUCUGUGCACUUCCAGUGAACGGGACCCUUGUAUUAUGUUACCUGAAUGUCACCAUUCUAAAUGUAGAACUUCUCAAAGGUGUAUGAGCACGACUUGGG
Mollisia scopiformis is the source of this 1683-nucleotide messenger RNA. RefSeq lists its product as uncharacterized. Bases 183 to 1298 code for a protein of 371 amino acids. The transcript is spliced from 2 exons. The record is from RefSeq and is a predicted model, not a curated record. NCBI's taxonomy places the organism in Eukaryota, Fungi, Ascomycota, Leotiomycetes, Helotiales, Mollisiaceae.